AUGGCAGACACGUCUUUGUUCGCAGAUUGCCUCUUUGCUCUUGCUUGCUAUGCACAUUCCUCGCCCCUCGCCCGGAAUGCGGUUGUAAGGGCUGGACGACCGCUUCUCGCGCAAUGUGAUCCACGCAAUCGUUUGCUUUGCAUUCGACGCUUGGCUGAUGACUUGGACGGCACUUGCAAGGCUUGUCAUGGUUUCCAGGCGGAUGUCCACAGUCUUCAGCCAGACAUGUCUGCAAGGAGUACCACCUCAUCUCGAGAUAUCUUCGUUCCCCGGGCACGCUCCGCCUUCGAAGUGGACGAGGCGACGCGGCUCGAGGUGGAGGAGUCCGAGAGGAUUUUCCGCCGGCCUUCCCGUGAGAUCCUGGGGGUGGAGACCCCAGAGCUCUUCUCUGCAGACCCCUUGGGACUGCAGCCACGGCUCUCGCGAGCUCAGUAUCGCCAGAACCGCAGCCGCAAGAACUGA
This is a messenger RNA of Symbiodinium sp. CCMP2592, 462 nucleotides long. Lineage: Eukaryota; Dinophyceae; Suessiales; Symbiodiniaceae. The record is from the annotation of a GenBank genome assembly.